AUGAAGAGUGGAAGGCCAGAUACAGGGUUUCUUUACUGGAGGUGGAACCCACGACAUUGCGACCUGCCCCAACUCAAUCCAGAAAGAUUUCUUGACAAGAUGAGGAAUAGAACAUGGGCGUUGAUUGGCGAUUCAAUAUCUCGAAACCAUGUCCAGUCAUUGCUUUGUGUUCUCUCAAAAGCUGAAACUGCCAUUUUUGAAGACAACGAGGGUGUUUCAACGCAUGAAGCUGAGCUGCAAAUUGACAAACUAGAUACGAAAUGGACUGAACAAUAUCAGGGAUUGGAUUACAUUGUGUUCUCUAUCAAUCACUGGUUUUUAAAGUUUGGUUUUGUUUUUGCUUAUCGCAAAGUCCUUAGGGAUGUUUUCAACUUCAUUGUGACCUCCAAUCACAAGGGGAUGAUCUUUUAUAGGACCUCAACGCCACAUCACUUUGAGAAUGGGGGUUGGCUUGACGGUGGGAAUUGUCCAUAUCAACGCUUCCAUCCAUUUGCAGAGGAUAAGAACGCAAAAAUUGUUAAUGAUUGCUUGCAUUGGUGUUUGCUUGGUCCGAUAGACUCCUGGAACGAUUUGCUCAUGGAAAUGGUGGUGAAUGGUAAGGAUGAUUAG
This is a messenger RNA of Ilex paraguariensis (yerba mate), 609 nucleotides long. The record is from the annotation of a GenBank genome assembly. Lineage: Eukaryota; Viridiplantae; Streptophyta; Magnoliopsida; Aquifoliales; Aquifoliaceae.